This is a messenger RNA of Pygocentrus nattereri (red-bellied piranha), 1981 nucleotides long. Its product is annotated as serine/threonine-protein kinase NIM1. The coding region runs from base 293 to 1687 and encodes 464 amino acids. Gene Ontology annotation, cellular component: cytoplasm. Gene Ontology annotation, molecular function: tau-protein kinase activity; ATP binding; protein serine/threonine kinase activity. Gene Ontology annotation, biological process: microtubule cytoskeleton organization; protein phosphorylation; intracellular signal transduction. The record is from RefSeq and is a predicted model, not a curated record. Lineage: Eukaryota; Metazoa; Chordata; Actinopteri; Characiformes; Serrasalmidae. The transcript is spliced from 4 exons.
GUGUGCAUGUGGAUAGGAGUGUGUGUCCUGCUCCAGAGAGGCUGUGCUCAGACACAUCGCUCUGAAGAGGACAGCAGAAACUCUGAAGGAACGCACCAACUUUCAGGAGGAAACUGAAGAGCAGCUGUGCACGUCUUGAUCAGGAGCUUGAUUUGAGACGAGGGAUCUACAGAACGUGGAAUUUACAGUAGAUGUUCAGCCACAGCUGCAGAACGAAGAUUAUCAGUUACCACCGCUUUAUGAAAGUGGCGUGUGAAGUGAACAUCCAGACAGACCUAGAAGCAAGCUUACCAUGUUUCUGAACAGGAAUAAGACCUGCAAACCAAAGAAGAAUGAGAAAAGACAGCUGCUAUGGAAGGUGGCCCAGCAGACAAUGCCGUCCCACUGCAGAGAGCUCGUCCCCCAGCUGGCCUGGCAGGAGGAGGCCCGUGUUAAGGAAAUCGGAAGGAGAGAAUCACUGGAGCCAGCAGAGGAUCCCUCAGAGCUGGAGUCCAAGCGCACUGCAUUUGAACAGGCCGUGCAUGACCUCACCCACUCCGAGAGGGUGAUUAAUGACCUGACUUUCGGCCGGCGCAUCAGUUUCUAUGAGCUCCGUGGAGAGAUUGGCAGUGGGAACUUCUCCCAGGUCAAGCUGGGCAUCCAUGUCCUUACCAAAGAGCGAGUUGCUGUCAAAAUCUUGGACAAGGUGCGCCUGGACCGGCACUCUCAGAGACUGUUCUCCUCUGAGAUCGCCUGCAUGGAAAAACUGUCCCAUCCCAACAUCGUGCGCUUGUAUGAGGUGGUGGAGACCUUCAGAAGGCUGCACCUGGUGAUGGAGUAUGCUGCUGGUGGAGAGCUCUACACCAGGAUCUCCAGCAGGGGGCGACUAUCUGGUGUGGAGAGCAAAGUUGUGUUCUCUCAGAUUCUGUCUGCUGUCAGACACAUGCAUGACAACAACAUCAUCCACCGAGACCUGAAGGCUGAGAAUGUGUUCUACACCACCAGCUACAAUGUCAAAGUGGGUGACUUUGGCUUCAGCACCGAGUGCCAACCUGGACAGAUUCUGACCACCUUCUGUGGCUCGCCACCUUAUGCAGCUCCUGAGCUCUUCAAAGAGAAAGGUUACGUGGGACCCUUUGUGGAUCUCUGGGCUCUGGGUGUGCUGCUGUACUUCAUGGUCACAGCCGCGUUCCCCUUCAACGGGACCAGCCUCAGCAAACUUAAACUGUGUAUCCUUCAGGGUGUCUAUGCCAUUCCUUCAUACGUUCCUGACCCCUGCCAGAAUGUCAUCAGGGGCCUCCUGAGACAGGUGCCUGCUGACCGCUUCUCAUUGACCAAGGUCAUGUCCAGUAUCUGGCUGAAGGACAUCGAGUACCUGCAGCCAUAUUCUAAUGCCUUGACCACUCCAGAGCACUUUGCAGACCCUUCACGGGUGCUCAGUGCAGAAGAGCAGGCGGUCAAGGCAGCGCUGGAGGUGCUAGGCAUUACAGAGGUCCACCUAAAGAACAAUGCACAGCUGGACAGCCGGAGCCCUUUAACAGGGGUGUACCGCAUUGUCCUGCACCGCAUCCAAAGGAGGAGCACAGUGGAGGUAGUGGGGUACACCAGCCUGUAUCCCAAAGACUUCCAGUCCAGCUGGCAACGCUGGUCCCACCCAACUACGGCCUUCCAGAAAAAAGACCACUCUGCAGUGUGUUCCAUCUUGUGAAUACAGUGCAGGAAAUGAGUGUACUGUUUUCAGUCACAGGUCUGAAGAGCAACAGGCAUUGCAGAGUGGCACAUUGGAUGAUGACCUAAGUUUUAUGUUUUAUGGAUACAUAAAGUGACCACCCUUUUAUUCAUAGAAUUUCUAAAAUGAAGAAUUUCAAAACCAUUAAGUACAAGUUAUUCAGCAUCAGGAGAAAAGAACACAGAAUCCUCAAUAAUUACAUGUCUUUUAGUGUCUAGUGUGUCCACCCUUUCCCUUUAUCACUUAUCACAGCUUCCAUUCUUUUCAAGAGAC